Anneissia japonica is the source of this 403-nucleotide messenger RNA. Its product is annotated as medium-chain specific acyl-CoA dehydrogenase, mitochondrial-like. Gene Ontology annotation, molecular function: medium-chain fatty acyl-CoA dehydrogenase activity. NCBI's taxonomy places the organism in Eukaryota, Metazoa, Echinodermata, Crinoidea, Comatulida, Comatulidae. The annotation marks the transcript as partial. The transcript has 3 exons. Gene Ontology annotation, cellular component: mitochondrion. The record is from RefSeq and is a predicted model, not a curated record. Gene Ontology annotation, biological process: fatty acid beta-oxidation; medium-chain fatty acid catabolic process.
GUUGCAAUGGGUGCCUUUGACAAGACAAGACCACCAGUUGCAGCCGGAGCUGUAGGCCUAGCUCAGCGAGCCCUGGAGGAGGCUACUAAGUACUCAAUGGAGAGGAAAACAAUGGGCAGGUACAUCUGUGAGCAUCAAGCUGUUGCAUUCAUGCUGGCUGACAUGGCAAUCGGCAUUGAAGCGUCCCGUCUCCUCACAUACCGGUCGUCAUGGGAGAUCGACCAAGGAAAAAGGAACACUUACUUUGCAUCAAUAGCUAAGGCGUUUGCGGCUGACGUGGCAAACAAGGCAGCCACAGAUGCAGUGCAGAUCUUUGGUGGUAAUGGGUUCAAUAGUGAAUAUCCAGUAGAGAAACUAAUGAGGGAUGCCAAGAUCUACCAGGUAAUCACUUUAAUAUCAAUCA